Molecule: messenger RNA, 1410 nt
Organism: Cynoglossus semilaevis (tongue sole)
Lineage: Eukaryota; Metazoa; Chordata; Actinopteri; Pleuronectiformes; Cynoglossidae
Product: Monoacylglycerol lipase ABHD12-like
Exons: 13
Coding region: 122-1207 (361 amino acids)
Biological process (GO): phosphatidylserine catabolic process; monoacylglycerol catabolic process
Cellular component (GO): endoplasmic reticulum membrane
Molecular function (GO): monoacylglycerol lipase activity; phosphatidylcholine lysophospholipase A1 activity
Source: RefSeq, a predicted model, not a curated record
UUAUGCAACUGUACUUUGGUCAGAAACUCAUGUUUGUGGCUGUGGAACUGUGAGUGUGGAAUUUAUUCUGAAGCUACCACCGUGUCUUUAAGCUGCUUUUUAAAACUAUAAUAAGUGCGCCAUGAAGAGGAGGAUCGUCAAACAUAGUGACUCAACGUCUUCCGGGGUAGAAGCAGCUCAGAGGAGGAGAGUUCAGCAGCAGGAGAAAGGAUCAGCGUCCAGAUGGUGGCUGAAAAGAGGCUUAUGGGCCCUGAUUGUUGCCUUCAUUUUUGUUCCAUUCUCCCUGCGUGUUCUCCCAGAGUUCAUUCAGCAUUUUGCUCACACUUACAGAGUCCGGCUGCCGUUCUUUCUUGACCUCAGCCGACCUGCUGAGCUCUCCCUUAAUCACACCAUCAACAUGUACUUAACAUCAGAGGAAGGAAUCUCCCUCGGCGUAUGGCACACAAUCCCUGAAAGUCAGUGGAAGGAGGCACAAGGCAAGGACUUGGCAUGGUACCAGAGCACUUUAAGCAAUGGAAGGCCAGUUUUCAUAUAUCUUCAUGGGAACACAGGCACUAGGGCAGCCCCUCAUCGAGUGGGAGUGGCAAAAGUAUUGAGUGCUCUUGGUCAUCAUGUGCUGGUACCAGACUACAGAGGGUUUGGAGAUUCCACUGGGGAGCCGACGGAGGCAGGUUUGAACACUGAUGCCCUCUAUGUGUUCAACUGGGUCAAAUCACGCUGUGGCAACUGCCAGGUGGUCAUCUGGGGACACUCACUGGGAACUGGUGUGGCCACCAACAUUGCAGUAAAACUAAUUGAGCAAGGUGUAGUUCUCGAUGGUGUGAUCUUGGAGGGGGCGUUUAAUGCUGCUCCUCAGCAUGAGAUAGAACAUCCAUUUUCAUGGUAUUACUGGAAAUUUCCAGGCAUUGGAUAUUUGUUCCCAUUGCCAUGGGCAGACAACAAGCUUGCCUUUACCAGUGAAGAAAAUUUAAAAAACAUAAGAAGCCCGAUACUUUUCCUUCACUCAGAGGAUGAUCACAUAGUGCCUAUUCAGAGCCCUCAAAAGAUGUACGAGGUUGCGGUGAGCACGCAGAAUAAGGAGCGAGUCAAGAUGGUGACAUUUGAUGGUUCUCUGGGAUAUUUGCACAACGGACUGUAUAGAGACCCCCAACUGCCUGAUAUCAUAAAGAAUUUUGUGCAGUUACUCCAGCAUCUGAGUAAAGACUGAAGCUGUAAUCAAAGUUGAUCCUUAUGGAAUAUAGCACUUUAAAUUGUCGGCAAUGUAUUAUUUAAUAAUUAAUUGUCAGAAAUGUAUUAUAUAAUAAUACAUUGUCAGAAAUUGCUUAUAAUGAUUCCAUAAAUAAUACAUCUGGCUUUUGUUAAUUGUUCUCACUCAGACCCACAGCUAAUAAAGGCCAUGUCAGUGAAGUU